AUCAACAAGCUAGGAGAAUAUCUCCUCGUAGAAAUUCUAAUUCGCAGCUUCCCAAUCCCUAAGUGCGCCUACUGCUGCAAACUUGUCUGCAAGCAGUGGAACUCUCUGAUCUCCGGUUCCUACUUCAAUAGUUGUUUCGUUUCUCACCAGAAGAGAAGGAAGGAAGGGGAAGGGGAACCACCUCUGAUGUUCUCCUACUCCCGGGAUCACGUCUUCGGCUUCCUCCCCGUGCCUCAGGAAGUUCGCUACCGAAGGGAUUCCUUCAUGGACUUGAUUCUAUGCGGGUUUGAGGAGGUAAUUGGCGAACUUGCCAGAUCUUUCUUUCUCUGUAAUCCGUUUACAGAGCAAUGGGUCGCUCUUCCUUUAGCGCCAGAAAAGUCGACUCAGUCUUCAAAAUUGUUCCCUAGGUUACUCUGCGAACCCCGUAGCUCUUGCAAUCUUGACCUAGGAGACGGGAAAGCAUUUGCUUAUUCUGAGUAUCGGUUCCGGGGUGGUGUGUUUAUAUCAACAUAUGUCAUCUAUAAAACUAGACGUGUUUUGUUCAGAUUUGGAGUGGAAUGUUUCUGUCUCACGAGGUGCUUUUUACAUAGUUGUACUUGA
Messenger RNA from Linum tenue, 600 nucleotides. Lineage: Eukaryota; Viridiplantae; Streptophyta; Magnoliopsida; Malpighiales; Linaceae. The record is from the annotation of a GenBank genome assembly.